This is a messenger RNA of Neomonachus schauinslandi (Hawaiian monk seal), 2339 nucleotides long. RefSeq names its product DNA replication fork stabilization factor DONSON (gene DONSON). The record is from RefSeq and is a predicted model, not a curated record. Gene Ontology annotation, cellular component: nucleus. The transcript has 10 exons. Bases 67 to 1764 code for a protein of 565 amino acids. NCBI's taxonomy places the organism in Eukaryota, Metazoa, Chordata, Mammalia, Carnivora, Phocidae. Gene Ontology annotation, biological process: nuclear DNA replication.
GGGGCCGGCGCGCGCGGGAAGCGCCAGCGGGGAGGCCGGCCGGCUCCUCUGCGUGAGCCGCGCGUUAUGGCCCUUUCGGUGCCUGGCUACUCGCCCAGUUUCAGGAAGCCUCCCGAGACUUUGCGGCUCCGACGGAAAAGGGCCCGGAGCCGGGGGGCGGCCGCUUCACCCGGCGAGCAGCCCGAGCCGGCGCCCCGCCGCGCCGCUCUGGCGGCCGGGCUGCUCCUCCGCCCCUUCCCGGCGGCGGUGGCGGCGGUGGGCAGAGGCGGCGGCGGCCCGGCCGCGGCCCGCAGGAACCCCUUCGCCCGCCUGGACAACCGGCCUUCGGCCGCCGCGGAGCCCCCCGACGGGCCGCCCCGCGGCCAGCAGGAGGCGCAGGGCCCGUUUCUGGAUUCUAAUCAGGAAAAUGAUUUGCUGUGGGAAGAGAAGUUUCCUGAAAGAACAACCGUUACUGAAUUACUCCAGACUCCACAAGGAUCAGUCUCCGAAUCUGAUAUUCCAUCCUCAGAAAGUACUGAGUUACCUGCAGACUGGAGUAUUAAAACUCGACUCCUUUUCACCUCUUCUCAACCCUUUACCUGGGCAGAUCAUUUGAAAGCACAGGAAGAGGCUCACGGUGUCAUCCAGCAUUGUAGGGCAACAGAAGUUACUUUGCCUCAAAGUAUACAGGAUCCCAAGCUCUCCACUGAGCUCCGUUGUGCCUUCCAGCAGAGCCUUAUCUAUUGGCUCCAGCCUGCCUUUCCUUGGCUACCACUGUUCCCUCGCAUUGGAGCUGAUAGAAAAAUGUCUGGAAAGAUAAGCCCUUGGUCAAAUGAUGAAACCUUGCAACACAUUUUAAUGAGUGACUGGUCUGUGAGCUUCACUUCUCUCUAUAAUCUGCUGAAGACAAAACUUUGCCCAUAUUUCUACGUUUGUACCUAUCAGUUUACUAUCCUGUUCCGCGCAGCAGGAUUAGCAGGAAAUGAUGUAAUCACAGCUCUCAUAUCUCCUACAACUAGAGGCAUAAGAGAAGCUAUGAAAAAUGAAGGUAUUGAAUUUUCUCUGCCGUUAAUAAAAGAAAAUGGCCAUGAGAAGAAAAAGGCAUCUGGAACAAGCCUGGGACAGGGGGAGGAACAAGUAAUCAGUGAUGAGGAUGAAGAUGAAAGUUUUUCCUGGCUGGAAGAGAUGGGUGUGCAAGAUAAAAUUAAAAAACCAGACAUACUCUCUAUCAAGCUACGUAAAGAGAAACAUGAAGUGCAAAUGGAUCACAGACCUGAGUCUGUUGUGUUGGUGAAGGGAAUGAAUACCCUUACAUUGCUGAAUUUUUUGAUCAACUCUAAGAGUUUAAUUGCUAGCUCAGGUCCACAGGCAGGACUUCCACCAACCCUCUUAUCGCCUGUAGCUUUCCGAGGUGCCACAAUGCAAAUGCUUAAGGCACGAAGUGUAAAUGUGAAGACACAAGCUGUUUCUGGAUACAAAGAUCAAUUUAGUUUGGAGAUUACAGGUCCUGUCAUGCCUCAUUGUCUACAUUCUGUAACCAUGCUACUCAGAUCUUCACAAAAGGGGUCAUUUUCUGCUGGACUGUAUACACAUGAGCCAACUGCUGUAUUUAAUACCUGCCUGCCAGUGAAUAAAGUACUGGAUAAGGAGACUGUUCAUGAGGAGCUUGCUAACUGUGGGUUGCAUCCUAAGACUCUGGACCAACUCAGUCAAACACCAGUACUGGGAAAAUCAUCUUUAAGGCAUGUGGAAAUGAGUGACUACGUUUAUAAUUGGAGAUCCUGAACACCAAAGUAAGCCUAAAAGGAAUCUUUGAGGAAAAAGCCUUCUAGCAAGGAAAUUCAAGAUUGUUAUCCCUUUGGCUCUAAAGUUCAUUUUGAAGUUAAAGGAAUAUAACUAUCUUUAAAAUAUUCUAAUAUUUAUAAACGUUAACCUUUUAAUUUUUAUUACAUGCGUUAAGCAACAGGAUUAAGAUUUUUAAAUCAGCCUAUUUUUUACUAUUCUGAUUAGAUCAUUCAGAUAUGAAGACAACUCCCAACUUUUUAAAAGCAUCAGUAACUUGAGACUUCCAGACCUUUACAACCUAAUUAUAAACUGAGUAGAAAACUGAAUGUCAUGAAUGUCAGUGUUUCCUUGCAACUGGGAAAUUGAAGCUAAAUUACUAUCCGUUAUCUCCUGGCAUUGUGACUGAUGGCAUCAGGGCAAAACUGUACUUGAUAAAUCACCUGCAAUUAUAUGCAGAUUCUAGCUUUAUAAAGAUACACAACAAAUGUAGAAAUUUAUCUGCUGAUUGUUGAUGUGUCUACUUAGUUGCUGCUUUCCUUCUGAUUUAUAAUUCCUUUAUUCUCAAAUAUAUUAAA